AUGCUCGGAAAGGUUGGACUAUGCCAUGUGUCUGAGCUCCCUGAAGGUUAUAGUGAAGACAUUGAGUCAAAGUACAAAAUUCGGGAAAAAGUUAAGGCCAAGAUUUUGAAGGUUGAUGAAGAGAGACAAAGAAUCUCGUGGGGAAUGAAGGGAUCAUAUUUCGCUAUUGAAACACAACAAAUUCAUGAUUCUGAUGCACCUGAAGAUUCUGAUUCCGAAUCCGACAAUCGUAUCCCAUAUGAGACCUCGGAAUCACUGAUUCCAUUCUCUAAACAUCCAACUUUAACUGAAGUGGAAUCCAGGGCUUCUGUUCUUCUUCUUGAAGUUACAUUAGAUAAAGAAACAGAUGAGUCACCUAUAGAGGAAGAACAAGCUCAAGGUCCAGAGCCUCUUGAUAACAAAAAAUCGGAAAAGAAUGAGAACAAAAGUAAGCGAACCAAAAAGAAAGAAACAAAUGAAAGGGAACGAGAAAUUAGGGCUGCAGGGGAGACACUAUUGCAGAAAGAUGUUCCAAGAACAGUUGAUGAUUAUGAGAAGAUGAUAAGAAUGCUCCCCAAAUAG
Messenger RNA from Lactuca virosa, 561 nucleotides. The record is from the annotation of a GenBank genome assembly. NCBI's taxonomy places the organism in Eukaryota, Viridiplantae, Streptophyta, Magnoliopsida, Asterales, Asteraceae.